CACACACAAUCGACAACAUGUUCUCCAAAAUUUUGACUCUUACUAGCUUAGUAGUUGUAGCCCAAGCAGGUUUCUUGGACUAUUUCCAUCACAGCCAACCAGCACCAGCUGUAGUUGCCCACGCUGCACCUAUUGCACAUAAACUCGCCCUACCAGCUCACCACGAACACCAAGACUACUACUCCCACCCCAAAUACGAGUACAACUAUGGUGUACAAGACCCCCAUACCGGAGACCAUAAGACCCAACACGAAGAACGUGAUGGUGAUGUAGUAAAGGGCAGCUACACCGUUGCUGAGCCCGAUGGUACCUUGAGGACCGUCCACUACACCGCUGAUGACCAUAAUGGAUUCAAUGCUGUAGUAGAGAAGUCUGGACACCCAGUACAUCCAGCUCCAGCUGUACAUAAGACUAUUGUAGCUGCCCCAGCUGAUUACGCUGCUCCAGCUCACUACGCUGUACGAGCUCCUCACUAUUAUCAUCAUUAAGGAUUGAACCGCUCAGAUUUAUUUAUUUAUUUUUUGUAUAUAUUUUAUUUAAUUAAAAAGAUGUUAAGGCAUAA
This is a messenger RNA of Anthonomus grandis grandis, 562 nucleotides long. Its product is annotated as cuticle protein 19. Gene Ontology annotation, cellular component: extracellular matrix. The transcript has 2 exons. The record is from RefSeq and is a predicted model, not a curated record. Bases 18 to 488 code for a protein of 156 amino acids. Lineage: Eukaryota; Metazoa; Arthropoda; Insecta; Coleoptera; Curculionidae.